AGUUUAUUGUUAGAGAAGUGGGCGGGGUUCUGCAAAGGCUUGGGCUCACCCUGGUAACUGGGACACACUGAUUCGUGCACCCCGCCCAUCUAUCAUCAUCAUCGGUACCCGGAGACAGGAGAGCCCAGGCACGACCUGGGCCGCUGGUAACAGCAAGAUGCAGUCGGAAGAUGCCCGGUUCCUAAAGAGGAAAGUAAAAGAGGGUAACAUAGAUGUCCAUCCUACUGAAAAAGCACUUGUCGUUCACUAUGAAGUGGAAGCCACAAUCCUUGGAGAACGGGGGGAUACCAUGCUCGGAGAACGUAAAGAGUGUCAAAAAAUCAUACAUCUGAAAAGCCUCAAUGCAAAUACAGAUAUUUCCUCUCUUGCACGGAAAGUGGUGGAUGAAUGUAAACUUAUUCACCCAUCAAAACUUGUGGAAGUGGAGCAGUUGCUUUAUUACCUCCAGAACCGUAGAGAUGGAUUGCCAAUUAAAGAGAAAAAGGAGAAGAAAAUUAACAAGCCAAAAGACCCACCACCGUUUGAAGGAACGGAGAUUGACGAAGUGGCUAAUAUUAAUGACAUGGAUGAGUACAUUGAAUUGCUUUAUGAGAACAUUGCUGAUAAAGUCCGCGGAUCAGCUCUUAUCCUUCAGCUUGCUCGGAACCCAGACAAUUUGGAAGAAUUACUUCUUAAUGAAACUGCUCUUGGUGCAUUAUCCAGAGUCCUUAGAGAAGACUGGAAGCAAAGCGUCGAACUGGCCACUAAUAUCAUUUAUAUAUUCUUCUGCUUCUCCAGUUUUUCACAGUUUCAUGGGUUAAUCACACACUACAAGAUUGGAGCACUUUGCAUGAAUAUAAUUGAUCAUGAGCUAAAACGGCAUGACCUCUGGCAGGAGGAGUUAUCCAAGAAGAAAAGGGCAGUGGAUGAUGAUGCAGACAAUCAAAAUAUGAAAAAAGAAUAUGAAAAAACCUAUAAAAAAUACCAGGGGUUGCUUGUCAAACAAGAACAGCUAUUGCGUGUUGCCCUGUAUCUGCUCCUGAAUCUUGCUGAAGACACUCGCACAGAACUGAAGAUGAGGAAUAAGAAUAUUGUCCACAUGUUGGUCAAGGCACUGGACCGGGACAACUUUGAACUUCUCAUACUUGUGGUGUCAUUUCUGAAGAAGCUCAGCAUCUUUUUGGAAAACAAGAAUGAUAUGGCUGAAAUGGAUAUCAUUGAAAAACUGGCCAAACUGGUGCCAUGUGAACAUGAAGACUUGCUCAACAUAUCCUUGCGGCUUCUGCUGAACCUUUCCUUUGACACUGGCCUGAGAAACAAGAUGGUGCAGGUUGGACUUCUCCCCAAACUCAUAGUUCUUUUAGAUAAUGAAAACUACAAGCAAAUUGUGAUGUGCAUUCUCUACCAUAUAAGUAUGGAUGAUCGCUUUAAAUCCAUGUUUGCCUACACGGACUGCAUACCCCAACUAAUGAAGAUGCUGCUUGAAAGUUCAGAAGAACGAGUUGAUCUUGAGCUGAUUUCAUUUUGCAUUAAUCUUGCUGCCAAUAAAAGAAAUGCUCAACUAAUAUGUGAAGGAAAUGGAUUGAAGAUGCUGAUGAAAAAAUCCCUGAAAUUUAAGGACCCUUUGCUGAUGAAGAUGAUUCGCAAUAUUUCCCAGCAUGAAGGAACCACAAAAAAUUUGUUUAUAGACUAUGUUGGUGAUUUAGCUGCUCAGAUAACAAAUGAUGAAGAAGAGGAAUUUGUUAUUGAAUGUCUUGGGACCUUGGCCAAUCUGACAAUCACUGACCUAGACUGGGAGCUUGUUCUCAAAGAGUACAAACUUGUACCUUACCUCAAAGACAAACUUAAACCAGGGUCGGCUGAGGAUGACCUCGUACUGGAAGUUGUUAUAAUGAUUGGGACAGUAUCUAUGGAUGACUCCUGUGCAGCUUUACUUGCAAAAUCUGGGAUCAUCCCUGCACUUAUUGAGCUUCUUAAUGCCCAACAAGAAGAUGAUGAAUUUGUGUGCCAAAUUGUAUAUGUCUUCUACCAAAUGGUUUUCCACCAAGCAACCAGGGAUGUCAUCAUAAAAGAUACACAGGCUCCUGCUUAUCUCAUUGACUUAAUGCAUGAUAAGAAUGCAGAGAUCCGCAAAGUAUGUGAUAACACCCUGGAUAUCAUUGCGGAAUAUGACGAGGAAUGGGCGAAAAAGAUACAGAGCGAGAAAUUCCGCUGGCACAAUUCUCAGUGGCUGGAGAUGGUUGAAAGCCGGCAGCUGGAUGAAAAUGAACAAUACUUGUAUGGAGAUGAGCCAAUUGAGCCCUAUAUCCAUGAAAGAGAUAUUCUGGAAAGACCUGACCUCUACUAUAGUGCAGAAGGGUUGAUUCCAUCUGAUGGAGUAGUGAGCCCAGACUUCUUCAAUGAAUUCCACCAGAAUGGAGAUCUUAUUGGGCAGCAUUCAUUCAACACUAGGAUGAGUGAUGAUGGCUUUGGACCUCAUGCAGCGAUGCCCAGCCGUCCAGCAACAGCCUAUGGCUAUCGACCCGAUGAACCGUAUUAUUAUGGGUUUGGCGCACGAUAAAGACAGAGCAGAAGCCAAACUAACGAACAAUUUUAGAAGCUGUUGGUCUAUAAUUUAUACCAGGAGGAGAAAAGCAUGAGAAUGACCAAUUGUCUCUGUGCUUGGAAACAUUUUUAUAUCAAAUGAAUUAAAUCCCACUGGCCAUAUUUAGACCUCUGCAUCAUAGAUUCAUUUGUCUGCCAUACACAUGUAUAUAUAACUUGAAUGUUUGUCAGAAAUAAAUUUGUUGAGAGGCAAUGCUCGUCCAAAAGGAAUGUACAAAACUAUAACUCUCCCACCACCAACGUUUGAUCACAUUUGCAUACAUUAUCUAAUGUCAUAAUUCAAAAUCCCAGACAUCUCCAUUUCUAGCAGCUACAGUGAAUGUUUUUUAAAUAACCGAAGGAUGGAAUAUUAUUUACUACUUCUUAGGAGUAGGCAAUUUUUCAGGGAGAAACAUUCUAAUGGAACUAUAACUAUCUAUGCAUAGUUAGCUUUAGUAAUUGUACCUGAAGCAGAUGUGCUCCUUUAAGUGCAGUUUCCUGUAUCCCUCUGCAAUCACUGGCUGUUUGUGUGGUUUGAUGAGUUGUAGUUCAGCAACAUCUGGAGGUUAGCAGAUUGGACAUCCCUUAGCAAAACUAUCUUCAGUGGGAGUAUAACAAAGGAUUAAGAUGUGUAGCCUGUUAAUUCAUAGUACUCCUGUGGACAUUUUAGCCUUAUUUAUUUAUGAUCCUGUGAGCUCAUAAUCUGUCUGUGAAAAUACAUUUUAGCCCUAUUUAUUAAGUGUCACUAAGCAGUGUUUUUGUUUAGUUCAUCUUUCAGUCUUUAACUGAAACCUCACAAAAUCCUUUAUUGUGUAUAACAAGCUCAGUAUGUUAAAUGUUUGUGCAAAAUAAACAUAUAAAGUGUU
Messenger RNA from Xenopus laevis (African clawed frog), 3428 nucleotides. It is a transcript of the gene kifap3.S, whose product is annotated as kinesin-associated protein 3 S homeolog. The record is from RefSeq and is a predicted model, not a curated record. The transcript has 20 exons. Gene Ontology annotation, biological process: transport along microtubule; microtubule-based movement; cilium organization. Gene Ontology annotation, molecular function: kinesin binding. Bases 158 to 2539 code for a protein of 793 amino acids. Gene Ontology annotation, cellular component: axoneme; kinesin II complex; kinesin complex. NCBI's taxonomy places the organism in Eukaryota, Metazoa, Chordata, Amphibia, Anura, Pipidae.